This is a messenger RNA of Saxophila tyrrhenica, 1872 nucleotides long. RefSeq lists its product as uncharacterized. Gene Ontology annotation, biological process: transmembrane transport. NCBI's taxonomy places the organism in Eukaryota, Fungi, Ascomycota, Dothideomycetes, Mycosphaerellales, Extremaceae. The transcript has 4 exons. Gene Ontology annotation, cellular component: plasma membrane. Gene Ontology annotation, molecular function: transmembrane transporter activity. Bases 1 to 1872 code for a protein of 623 amino acids. The record is from RefSeq and is a predicted model, not a curated record.
AUGGCUUCCACAUCAUCAGACGAGAAAGACAUGGCCUCCGAACCACAAUCAGAGAAGAAACAGCCCGGCAUCUCAUCUCGUCGCGCCUCCAACAUGUCAAUAGAAGAACCACACUCCCCCGCCUCCAACUCUACCGACAGCGACCACGAAGAAGAAGAGGAAGAAGAUGACUACCAACCCGAACGCCGGCAAAACCAACUCCGCCCCUCCAUCUCCCACACCUCCUCCAUGAACCAAGUCGGCAACGUCAUCCCCACCCUCGAACUAAUGCGCACCUGGACAACUCGAACGUCCGGCACCGCCACUGAUCCAGCCUACGAAAUCGACUUCGCCCCGGGCGAGAAAGGCGACCCCCAGAAUUGGCCGCUGUGGUACAAAGGCAUGAUCCUGGCUAUAAUGAGCUACUCCACCACCUCCGUCGUUCUCUUCUCCACUUCGUACACCUCCGCCAUCCCGGGUAUGGAGGACGCGUUCGGCAUCUCCAACAGCGAGGGGAUUCUCGGCGUCACGACGUACCUGAUCGGUAUGGCCGUCGGGUCCGUCAUAUUGGCGCCUUUGAGCGAGAUGUACGGACGACGGCCAAUUUACAUCAUGGCGUUGGGAGGGUUUGUGGUGUUUGUGAUUCCGUGCGCGGUGGCGACGAAUAUUCAGACGAUUCUGGUGACGAGGUUCUUUGGGGCGUUUUGUGCGGCGGCGAUGAUUUCGAAUGCGCCGGGGACGGUGAAUGAUAUUGUGGAUGAGGAGCACCGGGCGCUUGCGUUUUCGAUCUGGUCGAUUGGGCCUAUGAACGGCCCGGUAAUUGGCCCUGUUGUGGGAGGAUUUGUUUAUCAGUACCUUGGCUGGCGAUGGACUAACUGGGUCGUCAUUAUUGGUGCUGGUGUCGCUUGGGUCUUGACUUCGAUUAUCCAGGAGACGUACGCCCCCGCGAUCCUGCGUCGACGUGCGGCCAAGAAGCGGAAGGAGACUGGAGAUGAUGCGUGGUGGUCUCGUUACGACGAGAAGUUGGAGUUCUUGCCGCUGCUACGGAUCAACUUGUCCCGACCCUUCGUCAUGACGGUGACGGAGCCAAUCUGCAUCUUCUGGGAUCUCUACAUCGCGCUCAUCUACGGCAUCUUAUACCUCUGCUUCGUCGCCUACCCGAUUGUCUUUACCGAUCUCCGAGGCUGGUCGCCCGGCUUCACCGGUCUCAGCUUCUGCGGCAUAGGAGUCGGCUCGAUGAUCACCAUCGUCGGUGAACCCCUAAUCCGCAAAUGGAUCAACUCCCACAAGAACGAUCCCGAAACCGGUAGUCCUCCUCCAGAAGCAAUGGUCUGCGUCGUCUGUUUAGCAGCUGUCCUCAUCCCUGCUGGCGAGAUCAUCUUCGCCUGGACCUGCACGCCAAACGUCCACUGGAUCGCGCCAAUAAUCGCUGGUGUACCGUUCGGCGCAGGCAACGCAGCAGUCUUCAUCUACGCUUCCAACUACUUGGUCAGCAGCUACGACAUCUACGCCGCCUCCGCCCUCGCAGGCAACGCAGUCCUACGAUCCGUCAUGGGCGCCACACUCCCCUUAGCCGGUCCAUCAAUGUACAAAUCCCUCGGCGCCAACUGGGCGGGCACACUCCUCGGGCUGCUGGAGGUGCUGUGCAUCCCCAUCCCCAUAAUCUUCUACAAAUACGGACACAAGAUAAGACUGAAAUCCACGCUGAUCCGGGAGAUGCGCGAGGAUCGCGAGAAGCGGGAUCGGCGGCAGAAGAGGUUUGAGGAGAAGGCGAAGCGGAGGGCGGAGACGGAGGCGCAGAUGGGGGCACCGAUGGAUACGGGAACGGCGGUGGUUGAGUUGGGGGUGGAAGGAGAUUUGGAGAAGGGUGGGGUGGAGAAGGUGAAGUCGUGA